Adineta steineri is the source of this 390-nucleotide messenger RNA. The record is from the annotation of a GenBank genome assembly. NCBI's taxonomy places the organism in Eukaryota, Metazoa, Rotifera, Eurotatoria, Adinetida, Adinetidae.
AUGUCUACUACGACAACAACGUCUACAGCAGCACAAUGUUAUUCGUAUACAACCAUCAAUGAUGUAACACGUCUGGCAACAGCCGGAAAUGGAUUGACAAGCGAUUAUAGUUCGUUUUCAACCGGCACCUGGAUUCGUUUCUCUGGUGCAGGUGGCACUCAAAUAACAACAUCAUCGCCGGGUCAAUAUCAUUGUACUGCACAAUAUUCUGGUUGGUACGCGGGCUCACUACCUUCGCCUGGUGGAACGGUUAAUGGCACAGUGUGUUAUGCAAAUAGUGCAUCUUCAUGUUAUUAUGCCAAUAUAAUAUCAGUAACAAAUUGUGGUUCCUUUUAUGUCUAUGAUCUUGUUAAUCCAUCCAUGUCCUAUAUGCGUUAUUGUACUGUUUAA